This is a messenger RNA of Gorilla gorilla gorilla (western lowland gorilla), 5892 nucleotides long. It is a transcript of the gene NFATC2, whose product is annotated as nuclear factor of activated T cells 2. The transcript has 11 exons. Gene Ontology annotation, biological process: cytokine production; calcineurin-NFAT signaling cascade; regulation of transcription by RNA polymerase II. Gene Ontology annotation, cellular component: transcription regulator complex. The record is from RefSeq and is a predicted model, not a curated record. Gene Ontology annotation, molecular function: transcription factor binding; RNA polymerase II cis-regulatory region sequence-specific DNA binding; DNA-binding transcription factor activity, RNA polymerase II-specific. The coding region runs from base 222 to 2987 and encodes 921 amino acids. Lineage: Eukaryota; Metazoa; Chordata; Mammalia; Primates; Hominidae.
AGCAGGAAGCUCGCGCCGCCGUCGCCGCCGCCGCUCAGCUUCCCGGGGCGCGUCCAGGACCCGCUGCGCCAGGCGCGCCGUUCCCGGACCCGGCGUGCGUCCCCACGAGGAAAGGGACCCCGCCGCUCGAACCGCCUCCGCCAGCCUCACUGCGAGGGGUCCCAGAGCCAGCCGCGCCCGCCCUCGCCCCCCGGCCCCGCAGCCCUCCCGCCCUGCGCGCCAUGAACGCCCCCGAGCAGCAGCCCCAACCCGACGGCGGGGACGCCCCAGGCCACGAGCCUGGGGGCAGCCCCCAAGACGAGCUUGACUUCUCCAUCCUCUUCGACUAUGAGUAUUUGAAUCCGAACGAAGAAGAGCCGAAUGCACAUAAGGUCGCCAGCCCACCCUCCGGACCCGCAUACCCCGAUGAUGUCCUGGACUAUGGCCUCAAGCCAUACAGCCCCCUUGCUAGUCUCUCUGGCGAGCCCCCCGGCCGAUUCGGAGAGCCGGAUAGGGUAGGGCCGCAGAAGUUUCUGAGCGCGGCCAAGCCAGCAGGGGCCUCGGGCCUGAGCCCUCGGAUCGAGAUCACUCCGUCCCACGAACUGAUCCAGGCAGUGGGGCCCCUCCGCAUGAGAGACGCGGGCCUCCUGGUGGAGCAGCCGCCCCUGGCCGGGGUGGCCGCCAGCCCGAGGUUCACCCUGCCUGUGCCCGGCUUCGAGGGCUACCGCGAGCCGCUUUGCUUGAGCCCCGCUAGCAGCGGCUCCUCUGCCAGCUUCAUUUCUGACACCUUCUCCCCCUACACCUCGCCCUGCGUCUCGCCCAAUAACGGCGGGCCCGACGACCUGUGUCCGCAGUUUCAAAACAUCCCUGCUCAUUAUUCCCCCAGAACCUCGCCAAUAAUGUCACCUCGAACCAGCCUCGCCGAGGACAGCUGCCUGGGCCGCCACUCGCCCGUGCCCCGUCCGGCCUCCCGCUCCUCAUCGCCUGGUGCCAAGCGGAGGCAUUCGUGCGCCGAGGCCUUGGUUGCCCUGCCGCCCGGAGCCUCACCCCAGCGCUCCCGGAGCCCCUCGCCGCAGCCCUCAUCUCACGUGGCACCCCAGGACCACGGCACCCCGGCUGGGUACCCCCCUGUGGCUGGCUCUGCAGUGAUCAUGGAUGCCCUGAACAGCCUCGCCACGGACUCGCCUUGUGGGAUCCCCCCCAAGAUGUGGAAGACCAGCCCUGACCCCUCGCCGGUGUCUGCCGCCCCAUCCAAGGCCGGCCUGCCUCGCCACAUCUACCCGGCCGUGGAGUUCCUGGGGCCCUGCGAGCAGGGGGAGAGGAGAAACUCGGCUCCAGAAUCCAUCCUGCUGGUUCCGCCCACUUGGCCCAAGCCGCUGGUGCCUGCCAUUCCCAUCUGCAGCAUCCCAGUGACUGCAUCCCUCCCUCCACUUGAGUGGCCGCUGUCCAGUCAGUCAGGCUCUUAUGAGCUGCGGAUCGAGGUGCAGCCCAAGCCACAUCACCGCGCCCACUAUGAGACAGAAGGCAGCCGAGGGGCUGUCAAAGCUCCAACUGGAGGCCACCCUGUGGUUCAGCUCCAUGGCUACAUGGAAAACAAGCCUCUGGGACUUCAGAUCUUCAUUGGGACAGCUGAUGAGCGGAUCCUUAAGCCGCACGCCUUCUACCAGGUGCACCGAAUCACGGGGAAAACUGUCACCACCACCAGCUAUGAGAAGAUAGUGGGCAACACCAAAGUCCUGGAGAUCCCCUUGGAGCCCAAAAACAACAUGAGGGCAACCAUCGACUGUGCGGGGAUCUUGAAGCUUAGAAAUGCCGACAUUGAGCUGCGGAAAGGCGAGACGGACAUUGGAAGAAAGAACACGCGGGUGAGGCUGGUUUUCCGAGUUCACAUCCCAGAGUCCAGUGGCAGAAUCGUCUCUUUACAGACUGCAUCUAACCCCAUCGAGUGCUCCCAGCGAUCUGCUCACGAGCUGCCCAUGGUUGAAAGACAAGACACAGACAGCUGCCUGGUCUAUGGCGGCCAGCAAAUGAUCCUCACGGGGCAGAACUUUACAUCCGAGUCCAAAGUUGUGUUUACUGAGAAGACCACAGAUGGGCAGCAAAUUUGGGAGAUGGAAGCCACGGUGGAUAAGGACAAGAGCCAGCCUAACAUGCUUUUUGUUGAGAUCCCUGAAUAUCGGAACAAGCAUAUCCGCACACCUGUAAAAGUGAACUUCUACGUCAUCAAUGGGAAGAGAAAACGAAGUCAGCCUCAGCACUUUACCUACCACCCAGUCCCAGCCAUCAAGACGGAGCCCACGGAUGAAUAUGACCCCACUCUGAUCUGCAGCCCCACCCAUGGAGGCCUGGGGAGCCAGCCUUACUAUCCCCAGCACCCGAUGGUGGCCGAGUCCCCCUCCUGCCUCGUGGCCACCAUGGCUCCCUGCCAGCAGUUCCGCACGGGGCUCUCAUCCCCUGACGCCCGCUACCAGCAACAGAACCCAGCGGCCGUACUCUACCAGCGGAGCAAGAGCCUGAGCCCCAGCCUGCUGGGCUAUCAGCAGCCGGCCCUCAUGGCCGCCCCGCUGUCCCUUGCGGACGCUCACCGCUCUGUGCUGGUGCACGCCGGCUCCCAGGGCCAGAGCUCAGCCCUGCUCCACCCCUCUCCGACCAACCAGCAGGCCUCGCCUGUGAUCCACUAUUCACCCACCAACCAGCAGCUGCGCUGCGGAAGCCACCAGGAGUUCCAGCACAUCAUGUACUGCGAGAAUUUCGCACCAGGCACCACCAGGCCUGGCCCGCCCCCGGUCAGUCAAGGUCAGAGGCUGAGCCCGGGUUCCUACCCCACAGUCAUUCAGCAGCAGAAUGCCACGAGCCAAAGAGCCGCCAAAAACGGACCCCCGGUCAGUGACCAAAAGGAAGUAUUACCUGCGGGGGUGACCAUUAAACAGGAGCAGAACUUGGACCAGACCUACUUGGAUGAUGAGCUGAUAGACACACACCUUAGCUGGAUACAAAACAUAUUAUGAAACAGAAUGACUGUGAUCUUUGAUCCGAGAAAUCAAAGUUAAAGUUAAUGAAAUUAUCAGGAAGGAGUUUUCAGGACCUCCUGCCAGAAAUCAGACGUAAAAGAAGCCAUUAUAGCAAGACACCUUCUGUAUCUGACCCCUCGGAGCCCUCCACAGCCCCUCACCUUCUGUCUCCUUUCAUGUUCAUCUCCCAGCCCGGAGUCCACACGCGGAUCAAUGUAUGGGCACUAAGCGGACUCUCACUUAAGGAGCUCGCCACCUCCCUCUAAACACCAGAGAGAACUCUUCUGUUCGGUUUAUGUUUUAAAUCCCAGAGAGCAUCCUGGUUGAUCUUAAUGGUGUUCUGUCCAAAUAUUAAGCACCUGCUGACCAAAAGCACAUUCUGCAUGAGACAGGACACUGGAACUCGCCUGAGAACAGAGUGACUGGAGCUUGGGGGGAUGGACGGGGGCCAGAAGAUGUGGGCGCUGUGAUUAAACCCCAGCCCUUGCGUUCGUUUUUCCAGGUCACAGAUACAGCUCCUGUACCUUUUGAAGGCAAGGAGUUCUCAGAGCAACCAAAGGAACGUGACCCAAGAGCCCAGCUUACAGGCUGAAGAAACCCAAAACCCUCGAUAGAGACAGAAACUGAACUGUCAGUCCUUAGAGCUCGCCCAGUCCAUGCCACAACUGGGCCACAGCUAAAGCUUUAUUUUUGAAUUCUCAUUCCAAAACCAAACUGUCUUGCCCAGACAAGAUCACCUGUUAAGACUUCUUGGCGUUAAGUUAUGACAUGUAUACGCGUUUGUUAUUAUUUUUUUUCUGUUUUAAAAGGCUGGCCAGGGCACCUAGCACUGGAGCUGUCUUGGCGAGCUGUUCUUUAACCCCUGCAGCACGCAGUCCUGCUAACACAAUUUCCAUAGACUUGGGGGGCUGACCCAGGCUGCAGAGAGCAAGCACCUGUCUGCUGCAGCUGUACAACCUGGAUGCUUUGCAAGGUUCCGGCUUGCUUUCUUCCUAGCAGCCAGAGUGCUUUUCCGUAAAGCAGUGGAGAAUCUCAAGCAUGUGCAUUUAAUUGAGGACUAGCAGAAGGGCUAAAGCAACCAAGAAAAGAAGUGUGGGUAUUUUUGUUAAGUAAAACAGCCCAAGUGCUUCUGGAGGUGGGUUUCUACCAAGAUAGAGGAAAAGGGCUGAAUUCCCUCUAAGUGGGAUAGCCGAGCUCAGGAUGCGCUUCCCAGCUUCACUGGUGAAUUUGACCUGAACCUAUUUAAAGAUCCCUUCUGCCCCUGAAGACCUAUCCGCACUCGAAUUCUAACAUGAAGAAAUCUACUCGAAUGCAUCCUUUACUUUGAAUGAGCUCUGUUCGGUUGCAUGUUGUAUGUGAUUUCCUUCCUCCCAACUGUUUCCACUGAGCGCACCCACAGUCUCCCCUAGUCUUCCUCUGUGGGUGUGAUUUUUGUGAUUUUUACAAACAAAACCCUUGAAGUUCUUGGCAGAUGUGUUUCUGUUUGCAUGUACUGCAGAUACCCCAGGACAAGCGGGGGAUUCAUUUUUCAGCCAUUCAGUUGUUUCCUCAAUAAUCCGCAGCAAAGUGAAAAUAUUCUUAGCACUCAGACUGUACUUAGAGUGUUUUCUCAGUCCAGUCUGUACAGUCUGUAGGCAGCUUAGAGUGUUUUCUCAGUCCAGUCUGUACAGUCUGUAGGCAGAAGGCCUCAGAAGAAAGUCAUGGCCACUCAGUGCCCACUCUGGGCUUUGUAAGUCCUGGCUCUCCCGUCAAGGUUACCCACAGGUAAAAGCUUCCUGGGAGUGGGACCAGGUGUGUUUGGCACUCCAGAUAGAAGGCAAAAUGCUCAGAUUCGGGCCUGUGCACUUGUAUGCAACCUGUCGGUCAAUAACUAGCAUUUAUUUUUCCCUGACAAUGAACGACCUUUCCCGCACCCACCCUAAGCUCAGAGUUUAGCAAAAUUCUCUUUUAAAUAAACAGAAUGCCAGUAAGAGGUUGACCCCUACCAUGGAACUUCUGGGAUGCUAAAUACUUCCUCAUGAACAAAAUAAGUUCCUUAUACUAGCAGCUUCACCUAAAGAAUUUUCAGAAUUUUCUCUCCAGCAAUAUUGACUUCACUGGGGAAAAGCCAAGAGUGUGGUGAGUGAUUUGUUCUCACUCGACCUGGCUAGGACUGGCUAGGAGCCGUUUUUUGUACAUGAGGGAAUUUGGGCUUUCCUCAGUUAUCUGAAUGUUUUACCCAAGUGCCUUCCUGCUAUUGUAGCAAAGUAGCUCAGCUUCCUUGUCCACAGGGUGAAAAAGGACUAAUGCAUUUUCCAUCAGUUUUCUAACUAUGUUAGCAAAAAGGGCCUCCUGGCAGCUCAACCUCCUGUACGCGUGUGUGUGUGUGUAAUACACACACACAAAUAAACCCCUCUGUUUUUCUAAGACAUCUUAGCUGGAUAUUAUAGGAAGCACUUUCAUAAACAACUGUAACAAAUCGCAAAGGAAAGAGAAACAAAAGCAUUAGAUUUGAGACAUAAACAGGCAAGAGAAAGUGUAUUAGGAACUGACAGCUAUCAAGGAAGUUUUGUCAGUUACAAAUGCUAGGAGGAAAUUUUGCCAAGAAGGAUGGCUCAUGAAAUAUUUCCAGUAUGGGAAGAGGCAAUAAGAUCCUCUAAGAGAAUGAGAAAGUAGGGGUGUCUAAAUGGUAAAGAUGGGUGUGUUGCAUGUGUGUUAGAAGGAUCUCAGUUGAGUGAAGGUUUGCACUGCUACAUCUAAGUUAAUGUAAAUAUGUAGCACUCUGACAGGUCUACCAUGUUGCUGAAUGUAGUAUAUUUCCAAAGUUUGCAAGUCUUCCUGUAUUGUACAAAAAUGCUGCUGCUUGAUAAUAUGUAUAGCAAUCCAGAUUAGUAUGUUAUUAAAUUUUAUUUUCUUACCUGUA